CCAUCAAAUAGUAUAACAUAGCUAUCCAUGAUAUUUUGAACUUUUUAUUCCAUCUGAUUUAGAAGCACUCUUCCAUGAGAUUGCAGAAUAUGACCUAUAAAUGUCUCAAUUUAGUUUGAUCAAGCUAACUUUUAAACUUCUCUGCUUGUACUAUUGGAAUAAGACCUUCACACUAGUUGCAUGUUGCACAUUCAUUGCUUCCUAUUGUUCAUUCAGUACUUCAAUUUCCGAUUUUCAAGCUUUGUUCAUAAAAAGCAGGUCUACUUUUUUCCUUUUUUAAAUCGUAAUAAAUGCCCAUAGGUUUGACGUCAAUAGUUAAUCAAUUAAUUCUUUAGAUGUAGACAUCUAAGAUUCUUGAUAUGUAUUAUGAUUUAUAUGUUAUUGAUUUACUUUAGUGAUGAUGUUGUCAUGUUGAUUUGUUUCUUCUGCUAUAUAAUGAAAUUUGGAUUUGAAAUCAUAAAAGUAAAGAAAUUAGAGCAGUUAGACAUAAGAUGAUAAUGUAACUUGAUAUUAAGCGAAACAAAUAGCUCGAUGUGGAAAACUAAAUGUUCCUUGGUUCUAUAUCAACUCCGUGUAUGGAAUGAGUAUUCACAUAUAAAGUGAAUAUGAAUCGGACAAAAUAUCAUAUUGUAGCCUAGACUUUCCUCUCUGCAAUAACACUAAUAGUGUAUGACUACCAUACUAUCCAUAGACUUCCACUAUCAUAGUAUCCUUGGAUGUGUGUGUGUAUAUAGACAGAGAGAGAGUCCAUGUCAGUAUAUGUUUGUAAAUAAUUCAUUUAUCUUGCUGAAAGACUGUUUUUCUAAUCAGAUUAGCAGAAGGGUUUUUGAGAAGAUCAGAAGUGAAUGUACAGGUGACACUUCAACUCUACUAUGUACAGAUACAUUGGAGCAAGAUAACUCAAAUAAACGUCAUCAUGAAGACGGUGAUAUAAGCACAAGGAAAUCAUUUGAGUCAUAUAAGAGGCGGACAACUGUGGUGGUUCAAAGAAAAUCAUUUCUAGAUGUUGUAAGUGAUGCUCUCACUGAAUACAAGUACAUUGGCCCAAACCAGAGGGCUGACCUGGCUAUCGCGUGCAGGUAAGAGCUAAUUGAUAAUGUGCAUUCAACAAAAUUCCCAUAAUGAGUUUAUGAUCUGACUUGUUUUUAUCAGGUACUUGGUUUAAUUUUAAUGUGUAAAAUUUUGAGGUUUCAUGCAAAGUGGUACUUGUUCCCAUAAUGGUUAUCUACUUGCUACUUUAGCUUAUUUAUUACACAGGCUGUUAUGUGAUACAAAUUGGGUUACUUCCCCAUCAUUUUUGGCACUAAUAAGUACUAAUGGAAGUCAUUACUUUUCUUUAACAAUAUUCUUCAGGAUAAGAGAAAGGAAGGAAUCUGUUAUUGUGCUACUAUGUGGGACAAGUGGGUGCGGAAAAUCUACUCUUUCUGCAUUGCUGGGAAGCAGGCUGGGGAUCACAACUGUAAUAUCCACGGACUCAAUUAGGCAUAUGAUGAGGAGCUUUGUCAAUGAAAAGGAGAACCCUCUACUUUGGUCUUCAACUUACCAUGCUGGGGAACAUUUAGAUCCACUAGCAGUUGCUGAAUCAAAGGCCAAAAGGAAAGCAAAGAAGUUAGGCUAUUCUAUCCAGACACUAGAAAAGCAUGCGGCUAAUCCCAUCAAUUUUAUUAGCCCGAAACAAAUGGCAAUUGAAGGAUUUAAGGCUCAGAGUGAGAUGGUUAUCGAAAGUCUUGAUAGAUUAAUUACUGCAUGGGAAGAGCGUAAAGAAUCGGUUAUUGUGGAGGGUGUUCAUUUGAGCCUUAAUUUUGUGAUGGGGCUAAUGAAAAAACACCCUUCAAUCCUACCUUUCAUGAUUUACAUCGCAAAUGAAGAAAAGCACUUGGAAAGAUUUGCAGUUCGUGCGAAAUACAUGACGCUGGACCCAGCCAAAAACAAAUAUGUCAAAUAUAUACGUAACAUCAGGACAAUACAAGAAUAUCUCUGCAAUUGUGCUGACAAGCAUUUGGUGCCAAAAGUGAACAACACUAAUGUUGAUAGAAGUGUAGCAUCGAUCCAUGCAACAGCAUUCAGUUGCCUAAGGAGGCGUGAGGCAGGGGAGAAGCUUUAUGAUCCUUCCACAAACACAGUUUCUGUUAUUAAUGAGGAAUACAGAAAUCAGCGUGCUGCAAAUUCCUGGAGCUCAAAGGGUGUGCUUAAACUGCUUCAGAGAAAUGGUUCUUCUAGGCAUAUGAUGGCUCUUGUCAAUUAUGACGGGUCGGUAGCAAAGGCUUGGCCAAUAUACUCAUUGGAUACCAAUGACAAUAUAUUUAUGGACUAUGGACCGUUACAUGUUCAGAAGGCUGAACCGGUCAAUCUGCAGUUUGGUUACUUAGGGAUAAGUGCUUGGCCAAACGAGACUGGUUGUACAAGCCGUGCUAAUAGUUUAGAUGGAUCGUGAGGGGAGCUGACUGACAAUGGCAGUAGGUAUCAUUCGUCUUGCUGCAGUUCACCAAGGUUCUAUGACGGACCUUCUAAGGAGCUCAAAGAGCAACAAUUUGUCAAUGGUAGCGAUGAAGAGUUUGAUGAAAUGCCUGAAAUAGAUAGUGAUGAGGAUUUUAAUAAGGAUUCAAAGCAUAUUCAUGAAGAGGUGGAGGGAUCGGUGGAUGAGGAAUCAACGAAAUCAGAUGAGGAAUAUGACGAUCUUGCUCUGUUGGAUGGUCAAGAACAGAAUGGUUACUACUCUGUUGAGGAUGAAGAAUCUUGUGAUAGGUUUGGCUUGACUCAUAAGCUAGUACCUAUUUCAGGGAAAACGAUGUCGGGGGAAGUUAAUGGCAGCUUUGAUGGAAGCUACCUACAAAAGUUUGAUCUUUUCUCGGGACGUAAAGGCAGUACACUUUUGGAAUUACCACUUCGAGAGAGAAAUGAGAAGGUAGCUGCAAAUUUUUGCAAUGACAUAGCUGGAAUAUGUUCUCCCAUCAUUCCAUCCAUGGGAAACCAUCUGUGUGGUGUAUGAAGUCUUGAGGAGGUCUCUGUUUUUUUUCCCUUUGUCUGACUGUCUGCCUUUUCCAUUUUGUUUCUCUUUUUAACUUGAGUAAAUGAAUAAUUUGUUGAACAGCCGUAGAAAGGAUGUUCUAUUGGCGCACACGUAACCGACUGCCUUGGUUUAGGACUAAGGUUGGGCUCAAUAAUAUACUAUUAACAGAG
Messenger RNA from Cuscuta epithymum, 3180 nucleotides. Lineage: Eukaryota; Viridiplantae; Streptophyta; Magnoliopsida; Solanales; Convolvulaceae. The record is from the annotation of a GenBank genome assembly.